AUGACUAAUACCAACCGACCACACACGGAACCCCUCCAUAUGAUAGGGAGGGAGAAGGAAGCAUCAUUAUUACGGUCCUGUGUGGAAGGUUUACUGUCAGGGAACGCACGAUGGAAACUGAAGAGCACCAGUUCGAGAGACCUGAAUGGUACACUCUCAGAUUUUGAGGUUAAUAAGGAAUUGGUGAUGAUUCAAGGCGAUAGUGGUGUGGGGAAGACAUUUCUUGCCAGAAGGCUUGGAAAGGAAGUGGACGAUCUGGAGAAUGGAGUGUUUGUUGAGGGAAAAUCAAGCAUAGGCGGAACCCACAAACCAUACAGCACCAUUGGCGCAGCUAUCAAUGAGAUAUGUCGGAGACUGAAAAGCAAUGCUCCAAACGUUGCAAGCAUAUCAGAGGCUAUAUCAAAGAGACUAGGAAAAGAAGUGGAAGUCCUAUUCCCCAUCAUUCCGCAGCUGAAAAGUUUCGUUUCAUAUUCACCUGAAGCUGAUGAUGUAUCAUUAUCUGAAUCAUCAGCCAUGAUGAGUCAAAGCGGCAACGAUGGUAUCGACUUUUUGCAUAUCAAAAGGAGGAUAAAAUAUGCUCUCCGGGUUGUUAUUCGUGCACUAAAUGCGUGCUGUGAGCCCUUGGUAAUUCUCUUGGAUGACCUGCAAUGGGCAGAUAUUGCAUCUUUGGAAACUGCUGCAAACAUUCUGACGGAUAUCGAAAAUACACACCCAAUGGUGGUGGUUGCAUGCUAUCGUUCCAAUGAAGUUAUUGAGAAAAGCAAGCGAUGGGAGAAGGUUGAUUCAAUAAUACGGAGAGCCAGUUCGGCGGCGACAUGUCACUUGUCGGCGAUUCACUUGGCAGAUUUCCGGAUUAACGAAGCAAGAGCAAUGCUAGCUGUUCAUGAUGAUAAAGCAACGGAGGAAUUUGCCGAAAAAUGUUUCAGUCAGACAUCAGGUAAUCCUUUAUUUCUGAGGGAGUUUAUGAAUGCGGCCAAGCGAGAUGAGCUACUUGAGAUGAUUGAGCAUGCUAACGAGCCGAUCAACAGUGUCGUGAAAUUGCACAAUCUGAAGAUGUCGAGGUUGCCUGAGAGCAUGCAAUUACUUCUUCAGUAUUCUGCUGGCAUGGGUUCGUCAUUUCGUAUCGAUCAUUUAGCCACCAUCUGGGAAAAGCACGGCGCGGUUGAUUCAGAAUCAGGGUCCAUGAUGGAAAUUGUUCGUUUUCUGGAAGACGAACUCUUUAUCGAAAGCUGCGGUGUUGAUGAAUACAAAUGGGUCCACGACACAAUUCAAGAGGCAGCACUAUCAAUAGAAGGAGAAUCGAAUGCUAUGUUCCAGUUUGAAAUUGGAAUGACACUCUAUCACGCCAUGGAGGCAGACGAGCUUGAAUCGAAACUCUUUGAUGUGGCAGACCUGAUCAAUACGGGGCGCAAUUCCCACAGAGCCGAAUUUGCAGCCUUGAAUCUGCGAGCAGCAGAACAGGCGUAUAGGUUAGCAGCUUUCUACAGUGCGCACCAAUACGCCAAAAAUGGAAUCGAGCAGCUCCCACAUGAUUCUUGGACAUCGAAACGGGAGUUAUCAAUGAAAUUAUUCACAAUUGCUGCCAAAAUCGACCUCGCCCUCGGUGACGAUGAAGGCGCUCAAAGACACAGUGGUAAAGUGCUCAAUCAAUCCAAUCUCUCGAUAAUACAAUCACUGUCACUACGGAUUGCAAUGAUCCGGAAACUCGCUCACACGGAUAUGAAAUACGAGGAUGCAAUCGGUGUCUGCCUAGUUUUGCUGGACGAGUUUCAAUACAAAUUUGUACAAAAUCAAACACUCGCCCCAUUCCAAGCCAUCAAAACACUGUACAAAACAAUCAAGACGGUAAAGAGCGGAAAUUACUUGUCCAACCUUGGAAUGAUGAAAGAUCGAAAGAAGUUGUCAGUGGCCCGAAUACUGGCUCAGAUCUCAUAUGUAUGCUCGCUAUCCGAUAAUGACAACUUGGAACUGCUGAGCAUGUGUCAUAUUGUGGAGUUGACAACAAAGCAUGGUUACUUUGAAUACUCGGGGAAGGCAUUUGCCGCACUGGGAAAUGCAUCGGUCGGAUUGUUGAAUGCGGAUACCGACUCCUUGGCUGACGGAGCUUUGUCGAUGAGACUCUUGAAUUUAGACUACCAAGUGGCGGCAAGAUUUUCAGAAAUUGCCUUGGAGUUGCAGAAAAAGAGCGGAACAUCACUGAAAGCGCAGACUCUCUUUGAUACAAAUGCCAUGUGUCUGACAUUUUCGAAGCCAAUCCAAUUUCUCAUCGAACCAAUGAUGGAAGCCCACGACGCUGCCAUGCGCAUUGGUGAUACGAAUGCUGGGCUUUCUUGUUUAAGCUGCUAUCAUAUUUGGAUGCCAUAUAUGAUGGGGAAACCCCUCCGCCGUAUCAUUCAACACUUUCCAAAGCUGAUACACCAAGCAGAAGAAUUGGGUACGAGAAUUGCAGUCAUGCUGAAGAUGCAUUGGCAGAUGAUGGUGAACUUGACAAAGAAAUCAGAUGGAAAGCUGGAAGGAAGAAUGUUCAGCAGCACAAAUUUCAAGGGAUCGAAUUCAGAAUAUCUUGCAACUAUUCACUUUGCCGAGGGCGAACUCUUGGCUUUUUCCAAUCUGGAUGCUUUGUCGACCGCUCGAGCGCUAGAAUCCGAAGACAAGUACACCAAACUAUACCCAGCCAACUUUUUGGGAAUGAUCGAAACCUUUCAUAGAGGAGUUGCACUGUACGCCAUGGCACGGAAGACCAAGAAGAAACGAUUCAAAGCCGCUGGUACGAAAAUUCGCAAACAAGUCCAGGCUUGGACGGAGGCAGGUAACGCAAGUAUCACGCACUAUCAGCUGUUACUGAAUGCGGAACAUGUCUCCCUAGACGACAGGAAUGACGAAGCUCGAAAAUUGUAUUUGGAUGCCAUUACAUUCGCAGCGCGUACGGGCCAACUUCACCAUGCAGCUUUGUGCAAUGAACGGUAUGCUGAUUUCUUGACGCAUCAUUCGCCCGAUGAAGAGGAGGCCAAAUACCGACUUUCGGAGGCGAUUCGUUACUACAAGGAAUGGGGUGCUAUGGGAAAGGCUGAACUGUUAGAGAAGAUGUUGUAA
Cylindrotheca closterium is the source of this 3093-nucleotide messenger RNA. NCBI's taxonomy places the organism in Eukaryota, Bacillariophyta, Bacillariophyceae, Bacillariales, Bacillariaceae. The record is from the annotation of a GenBank genome assembly.